Ostertagia ostertagi is the source of this 1011-nucleotide messenger RNA. The record is from the annotation of a GenBank genome assembly. Lineage: Eukaryota; Metazoa; Nematoda; Chromadorea; Rhabditida; Trichostrongylidae.
AUGGUUAGGACGUUGGGAGCACACACCAUGUCAAUUGAUGUGCGCAAUGCCAUUCUACGAGGAAUUGAACAAGGAAUGAAACAAACCGAACUAGCAAGACUUUUUCACGUUCAUAAAUCAACUAUUUGCCAUUUUCUGAAGAGAUUCUCCGCAGAUGGAGUGAUUGCACCAGCGCCGAUUCCAGGACGAAGCCGGAUGACCUCACGACUUACCGACAGAAACAUCCUCCGAUUAAGUCGUGGCAAUCCCAGGCUCACUUCCACCGACAUCCAAAGGGAACUGGCCGUUGCCAGUGAACAAAUUCCGUCGACAAGAACUAUUCGGAGACGUUUACAAGCUGCCGGGCUAAAUGGAAGGCGUCCUGCGAAGAAGCCGUUGAUUUCGGAGAAGAAUCGUGGUGCUCGUGUCAGGUGGGCACAGGAGCAUAUCGGUUGGACUCGCCAGCAAUGGAAUAAUGUUCUAUUUUCUGACGAAUCCAAGUUCAACCUGAUGGGAAGUGACGGGAUCAAGUAUAUCAGACGUCCACUCGGCAGAAGAUUCGAUCCUUUGUAUCAGCUGCCCACUGUGAAGCAUGGUGGAGGGAACGUGAUGAUUUGGGGAUGCUUCAGUGGUCAUGGAAUCGGACCUCUUCGCCAAAUUCAUGGAGAUUUGGAUAGAUAUGGAUAUGAAGAUAUCUUAGAAACAACUAUGCGUCCAUUUGCACUCCAGAAUUCGGCCGAAAAAUUUGCUCAGCUUGAAGAAGCCUGGAAAAGUAUCCCACAGUCUUUCCUCGACACUUUGUUAGAUUCGAUGCCACGAAGAUGUCAGGCUGUCAUUGAUGCUAAGGGGUUGAUUUCGAAUACGAAUCAACAACGAGAAUAUUAUUACACUUUGUCGGCGGCUCUAGGGUUUGCGGAUCCAACGGCUCAGUACGAGACCACCAGAGCUCACGUAGAGUUUAUAGACUUUAAGAACUUCAUUAGACUAACCAUAAGUGCGAUGGUGUUGAUAGCGAGCCUUGAUCCGGUGAAG